CCCCGCACCCUCCGCGUCUGACCCCGUCUCCCGUCUGGUCAAUAGCAGGCGGUAAUCGCGCAUGCGCGGCGGUCCCGCAGCACGCCCCCGCUCCGCGCCCCCCGCAGCCCGUCUCCCUCCGCCCUACAUAAGGCGCGCGCGGCGGGGCUCCCGGCUCCGCAGUGUGCGUGGGCGGGCGCUGCAGCCACCCGCGCGGCCCCGGCCCCUCGGAGCGCCGCCAUGAGCUCGGGGACCCCCUACAUCGGCAGCAAGAUCAGCCUCAUCUCCAAGGCGCAGAUCCGCUAUGAGGGCAUCCUCUACACCAUCGACACCGAGAACUCCACCGUGGCCUUGGCGAAGGUGCGAUCCUUUGGUACUGAAGACCGACCCACGGACAGACCUGCUCCUCCAAGGGAAGAAAUCUAUGAGUACAUUAUUUUUCGAGGAAGUGACAUCAAAGACAUCACAGUCUGCGAACCUCCGAAAGCUCAGCAUACUCUGCCACAAGAUCCUGCCAUUGUUCAAUCUUCACUGGGCUCUGCCUCCACGUCAUCCUUUCAGCCACACGUGCCUUACAGCCCGUUCAGAGGUAUGCCACCUUACAGCCAGCUUGCUGCCAGCUCUUUACUUAGCCAGCAGUAUGCAGCUUCAUUAGGUUUAGAGAAAUUGGUAAGCCCUCCAGCAUCAGCAGCUGCUUCCAGUCCUAGUUCUUCUCCGUCUCCACAACCUGUUUCAGAGCCUGACAUGUCUUCAGAGCCCCAUCAGCUCUCUUCCAAGGGUGCUGGCUUCCCUUCGGUUCACCCGGUCCGCAAAAGCCCCAUGGUGGAGCAGGCUGUUCAGACGGGCCCCGUUGACAACAUCAAUUCACAGAAGCCGCUCCCGGUGAAGGCAGCUCCAGGGGCUCAGCGCAAUGGGCGGCAGGUUCCCCAGAGCAGCACCAAGGCAGCUGUAGAUACGGUCCCGGCAACGCCUGUGCAAACCCAAGGGCAGGUGAAUGAUGAAAACAGAAGACCUCAGAGGAGAAGAUCGGGAAACAGGGGAAACAGGAGAACCAGAAAUCGUUCUAGAGGACAAAACAGACCAACUACUGUGAAGGAAAAUACCAUCAAGUUUGAAGGUGACUUUGACUUUGAAAGUGCAAAUGCACAAUUCAACAGAGAGGAACUUGAUAAAGAAUUCAAGAAGAAACUAAACUUUAAAGAUGACAAAGCAGAGACGGAGGAAGAGAAAGGAGACCCUGGAGUGGCAACUCAGAACAAUGAUGGUAACACAGAGGAGGACCUCCUGGGACCCAACUGCUAUUAUGAUAAAUCCAAGUCUUUCUUUGACAACAUCUCAUCAGAACUGAAGUCUAGUUCCAGACGUACCACGUGGGCUGAAGAAAGGAAACUCAACACUGAGACAUUUGGAGUGUCGGGACGGUUCCUUCGUGGGCGCAGUUUUCGUGGUGGGUUUCGAGGUGGAAGGGGCAGCGGACCAGCGAGGCGGAACCAAACCACUCACAGAGCUGGUACUGGCAGGGUGUAACUUCAGAGGUUCUAACAUCUCUCCCGAGAGGAUGAAAAUGUACAUAGAAAACAACCAACUGCUGCACUAAUGUGGGAAAAUGGUUCAUAUUGUUUACUGUCUCAGCUCAAAUGACAGAACUUCAUGUACUACUGCUUAUAUUCUGGACUUACUUUGGACCAGCAACCGUCAGCUGGAGUAUUCUUUGGAAGAGGGAAUGCGUUCAGGGGUACCUUCUUCAGGGUGUCUUUUCGUUCGUUGUUUUUGUUUUUUAAGUGCAGAUUAACUUACAUGGUUCUUCUUUCGGGUCUCUCAAAGGCUGCUAUGGUCUAAGGUUAAAGUCAGACUCCUUUUCUGAACCCUGAAGAAGUUAAAUCAUGGUAUUUUAACAUGGAACCAAAGCUCACUUGAAAUAAACCAGCUAACUUGUUUGUUUCUGAGUAACCAAAUGGAUUCUUUGGUGCUGCUGGUCGUACUGUACUCAGCAGUGUGUGGAGUAGCACUUGGUCUCUGAAAGAAUGGACUCCUGGUGCUGAGGAGUUGUGUAUAUUGUCACUUGGGAAUACUGGAUUGUUGAUCAUGUAGUAGUGUAAAACGACUGUACAGCUGUUUGCCAGGCAGUACGAACGUGGAGGUACUGCAGGUCCCGCAGGACUGUGCCUCCCUCGGGUUGAAGGGUGCUGGGCACUCCUCCACAGCUCGGAGCAAUGCGGGGUGGGGGGCGGGGGAGGGCAGGGUGCUGAGCCCCAGCAGGACGGGCAGCGGGCGCUGCUGCUCGCGUGCUCAGAGUGCAGAGCCCUGGCAGCGGUUGCUGCCUGGCGAGGAGCCCGAGGCGCCGGCUUCUUGCCUCGGUUUGUACCUUGUUCCUCUCGUACUAAAUGCAAACAGUUUUCUGUACGCUAGUAGACUGUGGUGGAACACUAUGGAAUGUUUUCAUUAAACUAGGAAUGGGGAGUCCAUAUAAUGAAGCUUAACAGAUGGGCAUGUUUAAUUUUUCCUCUGUACCCCCAUACUGUAAAUAGUUUAGGUUUUUUUUCUUUUGUUUUUAAAAUCUGUAUGUGGGGAGAGGGGGCUGGGAGGGAAGGGGUUACAUUUGUUUGCAUGAACAAGUGGGUUAAAUUGCUGUAGGCAUGUGUCCCUUUUUUGGUUGGUAGGGAAUUUUGUUGAAAAAGCACCUUGAUGACUGAACCCCGUACAUAGCUAGAAUUUUUUAGUUCUGCGUUGACUUAGGUUACUGUAAAAGCUUGGAUUUAUUUUUGUAGGACUUUAUUGCUAAGAAUUAGAACAUAGCAGUGGGGCUGCUCUUUGGAGUAAUGUAAAUUGUAAUUAUAAUAAACAUGUAAAUGUUU
Numida meleagris (helmeted guineafowl) is the source of this 2834-nucleotide messenger RNA. It is a transcript of the gene LSM14B, whose product is annotated as LSM family member 14B. Gene Ontology annotation, molecular function: mRNA binding. The transcript is spliced from 10 exons. NCBI's taxonomy places the organism in Eukaryota, Metazoa, Chordata, Aves, Galliformes, Numididae. Bases 220 to 1506 code for a protein of 428 amino acids. The record is from RefSeq and is a predicted model, not a curated record.